Messenger RNA from Akanthomyces muscarius, 1416 nucleotides. RefSeq lists its product as uncharacterized. Lineage: Eukaryota; Fungi; Ascomycota; Sordariomycetes; Hypocreales; Cordycipitaceae. The coding region runs from base 1 to 1416 and encodes 471 amino acids. The record is from RefSeq and is a predicted model, not a curated record. Gene Ontology annotation, biological process: transmembrane transport. The transcript has 2 exons. Gene Ontology annotation, molecular function: transmembrane transporter activity.
AUGGCAUCAACUCUUGAACAAGUGCCGCCUACUCAAGAGGUCGGCCAUGAUGCACCACCCGCCAAAAGAAUAUGGUAUCGAACCACACUGUUCAACGCCUUUGUCAUCGGUGGUGUUGGUUUCUUGGCUCCAGGCUUAUGGAAUGCCAUGAACGCACUAGGCGCGGGCGGCGGCCAGGAGCCGUUCCUGGUCAACGCCGCCAACGCCCUGGUGUUUGCGCUGAUGGGCUUCCUGUCCGUCUUUGGCGGGCCCAUUGCCAACCGCAUCGGCUUUGCCUGGACGCUCUUCCUAGGCGCCAUCGGCUACCCCGUCUACUCGGCCGGCCUCUACACCAACAACCGCUACGGCAACAUCUGGCUGGUGCUCGUCGGCGCGGCGCUCUGCGGCAUCUCGGCCGGCCUCUUCUGGGCGGCCGAGGGCGCCGUGGCGCUGGGAUACCCGGAGGCGUCCAAGCGUGGCCGCUACCUGAACAUUUGGCUGUGGUUCCGCACCGGCGGCCCCCUGGUCGGCGGGCUCAUCGUCCUGAUCCUCAACAACAACGCGGGCGCCAAGCACAAGGGAAGCGUCAACCCAAACACAUAUCUCAUCUUCAUCGCGCUGCAGUGCGUCGCGGCGCCGAUUGCCCUGCUUCUGACGAAGCCUGAAAAGGUGCAGCGGGGUGACGGCACAAAGGUCAUUGUCGAUGCAGAAAAGAGCUUCAAGUAUGAGUUUCUGUCUCUUUGGAAGCUCUGUAAGCGUAGGGAUAUCCUGCUCCUGCUCCCCAUCUUCUGGGCGGCAUACUUUAAUCAGUACUCUGGGAAUUUCCAGACUUACUAUUUUGGUGUGCGGGCGCGUGCCUUGAUUGGUUUCGUCAGCAACUUUAGCACGCUGCUCUCGUCGCAGGUGAUGAGCAUGUUCCUCGACUGGACGCGAUUCCCGGUGAAGCGCCGCCUGGAACUUUCAUUUUGGUACAUUGUCGCCUGCCAUGUGCUUGCUUGGGUUUACGCCUGGGUCAUCCAGGAGAAGUAUACCGCCAACCCUCCGGCGCUGGACUGGGCAGACUCUGGAUUCGCCGAAGGCUUCUUCGUUCUCGUGUUUUGGGAAUGGUCGCGUCAGUCUUUGCAGACCUGGAUGUACUACUUCAUUGCCACAAAGAGUGACAGCAUCUCGGAGCUCAGCCGUCUCUCUGGCAUUCUUCGGGGACAAGAAUCUUUCGCACAGGCCGUCAGCUUUGGUCUAAAUACAAGAAAAUGGACCGGCGGCAGGGUGCCGCUGGCCGUAAACACCAUUCUGCUGGGUAUCGCGUCCGUGCCAACGUACAUUGCACUCAGAGAAAAUGUCCCGCUUGUGAAGAAGGACGAAUCUGGCGACUCGAGUGAUGAGGCAGUGAUUCUCCAGACUGUCGCGGUUAAUGAAAAAUCGCAGAGCCCCGUUUAG